AUGUCGGGACACCCUCAGGGAGGCUAUCACGACGAUAGCUACGCCCAACAACAGGGCGGCGACGCCUACUACCAUGAUGGCAAUCAAGCGUAUUAUGACAACAACCAGGAAUACCCGCAACAGCACGGCGGCGACGCCUACUACGAUGAAGCCGGUUACUACGACACCAACGGCCAGGGCCAGUACCAGCAAGAUGGCUACUAUGAGGGCAACCAAGGGUACCAAGAUGAGUACUAUAACGAUCAGUACUACGAUCAAGGUGGACCAGCUGCGGGACAGCAACCACAGUACAACCAGAACGGCAAUGGCGCGAAGCCUCGCCGCCGCGGCCACGACUCCGAAGAGGAAUCCGAGACCUUCAGCGACUUCACCAUGAGGUCUGACAUGGCCCGUGCAGCGGACAUGGACUACUACGGUCGCGGGGAUGAGCGGUACAAUGGCUACAACGACGGCCAAGGCGGUGGUCGUGGCUAUCGUCCUCCCUCCUCCCAAGUGUCCUACGCUGGUAACAGGUCGUCUGGUGCAUCCACACCCAUUUACGGCAUGGAGUACGGCAACGCUCUCCCAGCCGGCCAGCGUUCGCGAGAACCUUAUCCAGCGUGGACCUCUGAUGCUCAGAUUCCCCUAUCAAAGGAGGAGAUAGAAGACAUCUUUCUCGAUCUCACCGCGAAGUUCGGCUUCCAGCGAGACAGCAUGCGCAACAUGUUCGAUCACCUCAUGACGCUCUUGGACUCCCGUGCCUCCCGUAUGACGCCGAACCAAGCUCUUCUGUCACUCCACGCCGAUUAUAUUGGCGGUGAAAAUGCCAACUACCGGCGUUGGUACUUUGCUGCUCAUCUCGAUCUCGACGAUGCAGUGGGUUUCGCCAACAUGAAACUCGGAAAGGCCAACCGGAGGACAAGGAAAGCCCGCAAGGCCGCCAAGAAGAAGGCAUCCGAGAACCCGGGGAAUGAGGAGCAGACACUCCAGGCGCUAGAGGGUGACCAGAGCUUGGAGGCAGCAGAGUAUCGCUGGAAGACUCGGAUGAACCGCAUGUCCCAGCAUGACCGUGUCCGUCAGAUCGCGCUUUACCUCCUUUGCUGGGGAGAGGCCAAUCAGGUCCGGUUCAUGCCAGAAGCUCUCUGCUUCAUCUUCAAGUGCGCCGACGACUUCCUGAACUCCCCAGCUUGCCAGAACCGGGUGGAGCCGGUUGACGAGUUCACCUAUCUCAACAACGUCGUCACUCCGCUGUACACCUACUGCAGAGACCAGGGCUACGAGAUCCAAGACGGGAAGUACAUUCGCCGUGAGCGGGAUCAUGAAAAGAUUAUCGGCUAUGAUGACAUCAACCAGCUGUUCUGGUAUCCCGAGGGCAUCGAGCGCAUAAUAUUCGAGGACAAAACUCGGCUAGUAGAUCUGCCCCCUGCGGAGCGGUUUGAGAGGCUCAAAGACGUACACUGGAAGAAGGUUUUCUUCAAGACAUACAAGGAGACCCGCUCGUGGUUCCACAUGAUUGUCAACUUCAAUCGUAUCUGGGUCAUCCAUCUCACCACCUUCUGGUUCUACACUGCCUUCCACUCACCUACUUUCUAUACGGCGAACUACGAGCAGGAGCGGAACAACAAACCCAAUCCGGCUGCUCAAAUGUCAGCAGUGGCCCUCGGCGGUGCCGUCGCAACGUUGAUCAUGCUUAUUGCUACCUUGGUCGAGUGGUCCUACGUCCCUAGGAAAUGGGCCGGAGCUCAGCACUUGACGAAGCGCUUGUUCUUCCUCCUGGGAGUGUUCGUCCUCAACGUGGCACCCAGCGGGUACAUAUUUGGUUUUUCGCAGACUGGCACAAUUGCAAGAGUGCUUGGCAUUGUCCAGUUCCUCGUAGCCCUUGCGACAUUCCUAUUCUUCUCGAUCAUGCCGCUCGGUGGUCUAUUUGGAAGCUACCUUACCAGGAACUCGCGAAAGUAUGUUGCCAGUCAGACCUUCACUGCCAGCUAUCCGCGCCUCCACGGCAACGAUAUGUGGAUGUCGUAUGGUAUCUGGAUUCUGGUUUUUGCUUUGAAGCUCACCGAGUCAUACUUCUUCCUGACACUGUCUCUACGUGACCCGAUCCGCAUUCUCUCAACUAUGAAAAUCACCACAUGUGUGGGCGAUGCUAUCGUCAAGGACUAUCUGUGCUACUACCAGCCUAAGAUCCUCCUGGGUAUCAUGUUCUUCACCGACCUGUGUCUCUUUUUCCUGGAUACCUACCUUUGGUACAUCAUCUGGAACUGCAUCUUCUCCAUUGCUCGAUCGUUCUACCUUGGAGUGUCGAUCUGGACGCCGUGGAGAAACAUUUUCUCGCGCCUGCCCAAGCGAAUCUAUUCUAAGGUUCUUGCUACAACGGACAUGGAGAUUAAGUACAAGCCGAAAGUCCUGAUCUCGCAGAUCUGGAAUGCCAUCGUCAUCUCCAUGUACCGGGAGCAUCUCCUGGCCAUUGACCAUGUUCAGAAGUUGCUCUACCACCAGGUGCCAUCCGAGCAAGAGGGCAAGAGGACGCUCCGUGCACCGACCUUCUUCGUGUCCCAGGAGGAUCAUUCGUUCAAGACCGAGUUCUUCCCGUCCCACAGCGAAGCCGAGCGUCGUAUCUCCUUCUUUGCUCAGUCUUUGUCCACGCCAAUUCCGGAGCCUCUGCCGGUCGACAACAUGCCUACCUUCACCGUUAUGAUCCCUCACUACAGCGAGAAAAUUCUCUUGUCUCUUCGUGAGAUUAUCCGUGAAGACGAGCCUUACUCGCGUGUCACGCUUCUCGAGUACCUCAAGCAGCUCCACCCCCAUGAGUGGGAUUGCUUCGUCAAGGAUACCAAGAUUCUUGCAGACGAGACGUCGCAGUAUAACGGGGAUUAUGAGAAGAACGAGAAGGACACCGCCAAGAGCAAGAUUGAUGACCUGCCGUUCUACUGCAUUGGCUUCAAGUCAGCCGCACCGGAGUAUACUUUGCGCACCCGAAUCUGGGCUUCUCUCCGUUCGCAGACUCUCUACCGUACGAUCUCUGGCUUCAUGAACUACAGCCGCGCUAUCAAGCUCUUGUACAGAGUCGAGAACCCGGAGGUUGUGCAAAUGUUCGGUGGCAACUCUGACAAGCUCGAGCGGGAACUCGAACGCAUGGCCCGACGCAAAUUCAAGAUCGUCGUCUCCAUGCAGCGCUAUGCCAAGUUCUCGAAGGAAGAGCGCGAGAACACUGAGUUCCUCCUCCGUGCUUACCCCGAUCUCCAGAUUGCGUACCUCGAUGAGGAGCCUCCUGUCAACGAGGGUGAAGAUCCUCGGUUGUAUUCUGCGCUGAUCGACGGUCACUCUGAGAUCAUGGAGAACGGCAUGCGCCGUCCGAAGUUCCGCGUCCAGCUCUCUGGCAACCCUAUCCUUGGUGACGGCAAAUCCGACAACCAGAACCACUGCAUCAUCUUCUACCGUGGCGAGUACAUCCAGCUUAUCGAUGCUAACCAGGACAACUAUCUCGAGGAAUGUCUCAAGAUUCGAAGCGUUUUGGCUGAGUUCGAAGAGAUGACAACGGACAAUGUCUCUCCAUACACCCCAGGUAUCCCUCCGGCCAACUUCAACCCUGUUGCUAUCCUUGGUGCUCGUGAAUACAUCUUCUCGGAGAACAUCGGUAUUCUCGGCGAUGUCGCAGCCGGCAAGGAACAAACGUUCGGUACUCUUUUCGCUCGUACACUGGCUCAAAUCGGUGGCAAGCUGCAUUACGGCCAUCCGGAUUUCCUCAACGGUAUUUUCAUGACAACGCGUGGAGGUGUCUCCAAGGCUCAGAAGGGUCUGCAUCUCAACGAAGACAUCUACGCCGGCAUGAACGCUCUCAUCCGUGGUGGUAGGAUAAAGCACUGCGAGUACUACCAGUGUGGCAAGGGUCGUGAUCUUGGUUUUGGCUCAAUUCUCAACUUCACUACCAAGAUCGGUACUGGCAUGGGCGAGCAGAUGCUGUCUCGUGAGUACUACUACCUUGGCACUCAGCUUCCUCUCGAUCGGUUCCUGUCCUUCUACUACGCACAUCCUGGGUUCCACGUCAACAACUUGUUCAUCAUGUUGUCGGUGCAAUGCUUCAUGUUCGUCAUCAUCAACCUAGGAGCUCUCAGGCACGAGACGAUCGUUUGCAACUACGACAAGGACGUACCGAUCACUGAUGCCUUGUUCCCUACCGGAUGCGCCAAUCUGGUGCCAAUCUUCGACUGGGUGGAGCGCUGCGUUGUUUCGAUCUUCAUCGUCUUCUUCAUAUCGUUCGUGCCCUUGGUCGUCCAGGAACUGACAGAGCGCGGCUUCUGGCGUGCGGCAACUCGUCUUGCUAAGCACUUCUCGUCUUUUUCGCCGUUGUUCGAGGUGUUCGUCUGCCAGAUCUACGCCAACUCGCUGACUCAGGAUCUGUCCUUCGGCGGUGCCAGGUACAUUGGUACUGGUCGUGGUUUCGCCACCGCUCGUAUUCCGUUCGGUAUCUUGUACUCCCGCUUCGCCGGGCCAUCGAUCUACAUCGGCGCAAGGUCCUUGAUGAUGCUUCUGUUCGCUACCUUGACCACCUGGGGCGUAUGGCAAAUCUACUUUUGGGUGUCGCUGCUGGCCCUCUGCAUCUCGCCGUUCCUGUUUAAUCCCCAUCAAUUCGCCUGGAACGACUUCUUCAUCGACUACCGAGAGUACCUCCGAUGGCUGUCUCGCGGAAACACCAGGUCCCACAGCGCCUCUUGGAUUGGCUUCUGCCGACUGUCCCGAACCCGGGUGACUGGUUACAAGCGAAAGGCCCUUGGUGAUCCCUCAGCUAAGCUGUCUGGCGAUGUUCCUAGAGCUCAUUUUACGAACAUCUUCUUCAGUGAGAUCCUCGGCCCGCUUGUUCUGGUCGCUAUCACGGUAAUACCAUACCUUUUCAUCAACUCGCAAAUCGGUGUUACCACGGAGACCAACCCAGAUCUGUCUUCAGGGGACAUUAAGCCUACGAACUCUCUCAUUCGAGUCGCGCUUGUUGCUGUCGGCCCCAUUGCCGUCAACGCUGGUGUCCUCGCGGGUUUCUUUGGUAUGGCUUGCUGCAUGGGUCCACUUCUGAGCAUGUGCUGCAAGAAGUUUGGCGCCGUCUUGGCUGCGAUAGCUCACGGCAUCUCGGUCUUCAUGCUGCUGGCCUUCUUCGAGGUCAUGUUCUUCCUCGAAGGUUGGGAUUUCGCCAAGGCCCUGCUUGGGAUGAUCGCUGUCGUCGCCAUCCAGCGUUUCAUCUUCAAGCUCAUCAUCGCUUUGGCUUUGACCCGCGAGUUCAAGUCCGAUACCGCGAAUAUCGCCUGGUGGACCGGCAAGUGGUACGCCAUGGGCUGGCACACUCUCUCCCAGCCUGGCCGUGAGUUCCUUUGCAAAAUCACCGAGCUCGGCAUGUUCGCCGCCGACUUCAUCCUCGGUCACUUCAUCCUGUUUGUCAUGCUCCCAGUGCUUCUGAUACCGUACAUCGACAAGUUCCACUCGGUCAUGCUGUUCUGGCUCCGUCCGAGUCGUCAAAUCCGACCUCCCAUCUACUCACUGAAGCAGACCAAGCUGCGAAAGCGACGGAUCAUCCGCUACGCCAUCCUUUACUUUGUCAUUCUCAUCGUCUUCGUCUGCCUGAUCGUUGGUCCGAUCGUCGCGAGCAGAUUCCUGACGGGUCUGCCGGAGAUGCCUAUGGAUCUGAUGCAACCGACUGGUCUCAACAACAACGAUACUCUCGGUGCGACGAUUACCGGCACCGGUCUAGGCGGCGGCGACGCGGUCUCGACCGCUACGGCCACCGCGGACAGGCUCAUGCGCUAUGCAUUCUCGUAG
Molecule: messenger RNA, 5784 nt
Organism: Coniosporium apollinis CBS 100218
Lineage: Eukaryota; Fungi; Ascomycota; Dothideomycetes
Product: 1,3-beta-glucan synthase component FKS1
Exons: 3
Coding region: 1-5784 (1927 amino acids)
Biological process (GO): fungal-type cell wall polysaccharide biosynthetic process; (1->3)-beta-D-glucan biosynthetic process
Cellular component (GO): 1,3-beta-D-glucan synthase complex; plasma membrane
Molecular function (GO): 1,3-beta-D-glucan synthase activity
Source: RefSeq, a predicted model, not a curated record